Molecule: messenger RNA, 933 nt
Organism: Aureobasidium vineae
Lineage: Eukaryota; Fungi; Ascomycota; Dothideomycetes; Dothideales; Saccotheciaceae
Source: the annotation of a GenBank genome assembly
AUGUCUAAAGUUCCAGCAGCAGGAGUUUGGGCUCCGGCAAUCACGUUUUUCGACCCAGCAACCGACGAUCUCGACCUUGACUCACAAAAAGCAUACUACAACUACUUGUCGAAAUCCGGCCUCACAGGACUUGUCAUUCUGGGUACAAAUGCCGAGACAUUUCUCCUGACACGAGACGAGCGUGCCUCACUGCUGAAAUGCGCGCGCGAGGCCGUAGGUCCUCAAUAUCCCCUCAUGGCAGGCGUGGGCGGUCACUCGACAAAACAAGUGCUGGAAUACAUAGCCGAUGCAGCCGAUGCAGGAGCUGAUUAUGUUCUUGUCCUNCCCCCUGGAUAUUUUGGUCCUGCGACCACGGAGAUUGUGGUUCGCAACUUCUACGCCCAAGUUGCAAAAGCUUCGGCCCUGCCAAUCGUGCUCUACAACUUCCCAGGAGUCUGCAACGGCGUGGAUCUUUCGUCGUCUCUGAUCGCGGAGCUGGCAAACACACAUUCAAACAUUGUUGGCGUGAAGCUGACCUGCGGUAGCGUGGGCAAGAUUACAAGACUGGCCGCACAACUUCCUGCUUCUCGAUUCAGUGUGUACGGUGGACAAUCCGACUUUCUCAUCGGUGGAUUGAGUGUUGGAAGCGCCGGAUGUAUUGCAGCUUUCGCAAACGUGUUCCCCAAAACAAUAAGUCGCAUCUACAAGCUCUGGACCGAGGGACAGCACGAGGAGGCCUUGAAGCUGCAUCGCGUGGCUAGUCUGGCAGAGGAACCUUGCAAGGCAGGCAUUGCGAGUACAAAGUAUGCAGCUAGCGUGUUCUCGGCUCCCAAGGCUGGUAUACAAGAUGCGGAGGUCAAACUGAGACCUCGCCAGCCAUAUCCACCAGCAGGAGAAGCAGUACAGAAGAAGAUCCGGGAAGUCAUGGCCGAGAUGAGCAGGCUGGAAGAUUAA